AUGGAAGUGACGCGAGCAACACCUCCGCCAUACUCGGCUUUAAGCCCCAACGACUACGGUCGACCACCUCUUCCGCCUGAUGAGAUGGUCGAAGCAAGACGCGCACAAGCAGACAUCACAUUGCCUGACCUCAAGACUGUCUUGUCGCCAGAAUUCCAGCAUUCGUCACCAGAACCAGACAAUGCUGGGCAAUAUGGUUCCCCAAGUCACUCGGUUCGCAGUCUACCUCGUAUUGAGCCAGGGCGUCAUGCCAACGACAGCACUUCAUCGAUGGAUGCGAUUGUGGCUAGCCCAGCAGAGGGCACAUAUCCGACAUUACAUGAGCAUAUGCGGUAUCAAGAUCCCUCCAAUACUCUGACUGGCGAACAGCUUAAAAUGCGUGAGGCUGCUGAGGCAUUGGCUGGACUCGGAAAUUCGAACUUUGCGAAAUCGCCGACCUCUUCACACAUGCAAGCACAUGCAACCUCGGCCAACGACCAACAACAAGCAGAACCUUUACUGCAUCUUCUGACACAAGCACAUCCGUUCAUUGGCGGUGCUGCUGGUGGUGCAUUGAAAGCAUACGCAAUAACAAAAUCAUACACACCAGGAUUUGUACAAGCAGGCGCAAACAUGGUCGAACGCAAUAUCGCUACACCAAUGAUUAGCACUGUUGGUUCUGUAGGCAGGUAUACUGGCGUUGAGCAGGCUGCUAGGUGGUAUCUUACGCCGAACGGUACGCGACAAGAGAUAUCUACUGAGGACGAAGAAGCAGGCCGUGGCAAGAGGAGGCGUAUCAUGAGUGAUGAUAUGGACGUGGAAGCAGGCCUUGCUGGAUCGCAGGAAGGCGCAAGGCGUGAGUCACAGGACUCGAGAUUGGAAUUUCUUCCCGCGUAUCGAGCCAGCAAACCACCGUCAUAUCGCGAAGAGGCCAGCCCAGCAACAACGGAUCGCGCAGUGAUGCGCCAACGACCAAUGCAUAAUCGCACUUGGUCGCAGCAAGUGAUUGUGUCUGCAGGAGGACUUGGAGUUGCACUCAGUGAUCGAUCUCGACAGACUCUCGCGUUUUGUUUGAACUUCCUCGGACGCAACGCCGAACAUAUCGCCACCGUCACCAACGCACUCAAACUAGUACUCGAGCAGUAUGAUCAAGCUCGCGAUCAGUUCCACCAGAACCGUGACUCAUCGUUGGAAAAGGGCGAGCGACCGCGUACUCCCGAUCAUGACGAUGCUUCACGCAGACUUGCCGAACUCAUGAAGAAGCAUUGCGACGACAUCAGCCAGACGCUAAAGCAGGUCGUGACUUCUGUCUCUGAAACAGCGGGUGGCGCACUGCCAACAAAUGCUCGAGCAUUCGUACGUGGCCAGCUUCUAUCUCUGCCACGUCGCUGGCAACGAGUUGCGAGUGAUCAAACGGGUGAGAGCGAGACCAGCCGCAACGCACAUCGCAUGAUUGCUUUUGCAACCGAGGGCCUAGAUAUGAUGGCUCAUGUUGGACACGCAUGUAAAGCCACCCUCGACUCCGCGGAGGCAUGGCUCAAAGCAGUUGGAAGGAGACCACAGGAGCAACAGCCUGCUGAACAUCACGAUUACAGGGAUGAGAAGAUGGGUAAUGGUGGCGCUGAGCAUGCGCAGUAA
Recurvomyces mirabilis is the source of this 1617-nucleotide messenger RNA. RefSeq names its product transcriptional regulator opi1 (gene OPI1). The transcript is spliced from 2 exons. The record is from RefSeq and is a predicted model, not a curated record. Gene Ontology annotation, biological process: endoplasmic reticulum unfolded protein response; phospholipid biosynthetic process; regulation of transcription by RNA polymerase II. NCBI's taxonomy places the organism in Eukaryota, Fungi, Ascomycota, Dothideomycetes, Mycosphaerellales, Teratosphaeriaceae. Gene Ontology annotation, cellular component: endoplasmic reticulum; nucleus. The coding region runs from base 1 to 1617 and encodes 538 amino acids. Gene Ontology annotation, molecular function: transcription corepressor activity.